CACAGAAUGUGAUAAAGUACCAGUAGUUACCUUUAUACAAUGCAGAACUAGCGCAACAGGCGUUAGGUAAAGCCUGCGACGGUUGGUGUUCUUUCGUAUUCAGCAAGGAUAUAGUCGGCUUCGAUCACAGGCACACAGCAGCAACAUCCGUCAGCUGCGCCUAUCCUUACCACAAUACUGCUCCUGUCGGCGUUUGACAUUGAUGUCGGCGAGCGUUCAGCCUCGAGGGACGUCGCUGCCCUCAUCGAGGCUUCCUUGUCGCCCUUGGAGGCCGAGCUCACUCCGUAUCUGCAGUGUAAAGGUACCCGGAGCAGCCCCCACUGCCGAACCGCCAAGGCCUGGCGUACGAGUGCAAGCAGUGCGGGGCAGCAAGGCAGGCGGCAGCGGCGGGUCCAGCGUUGAACCCACCGGCAGGUGGACGAGUGUUGUCAUUGGCGAUGGUGGCCGUGGCUCACUAGUCAACAAAUCUAUCAAUACUGAGCUCCUUCGGUGCAAGCGUAUGGCUGAGCUUGAAGACGUCUUCACCGCCAAUGAGGCGGAGCUGGACCCCAUCAACGUUGCAACCGCCUGGAUGCAGCUGGGGAAGCUCCGUGGGGGCGACCAUGGACAGCAGGCUGCAUGCAUUGUGUUGGGGCAGCGCAUGAUGGGCAAAACGCUAGCUGUGGCUCACCGCAUGCAGCUGCGGGAACUGGGCUCCACGCUGUGGGGCAUGGGCAAGGCCAAUUUCAACCUUGAUAAACAUCCCCUUGGAGCGUACUUUGCGGAGGCCGCGGAGCAAGUCUUGGUGAGCCUCGUGAAUGAGAGUGGGAGCUGGCCUGGCGUGACCGCUUCAAUGGUGUGGUACGCCCUGGGCCAAGUGCCGUACCCUUGGGACAGGGGACUCUUGGAUUCCAUUGCAGUGAAGACCCUGGAGGGAGUGGACAGCUGGGAGGACCCUAAAAUACUGGCGCAGAUCAUGUCGGGUAUGGGUUUCAAUGCAGUCACCCUAACUGCCAACCAAAAGGACAAACUCAUCCAUGUGGUCACACGGAUCACACAUGACAAGAGAGAAUCGCGGGAGCUCUGCCGGGCCCUGGAGUUCAUCCUGCGCGGUGCCUACCUUCUUCACAUCUACCUCCCGCACAACACCUUACAGCAGUUACACAACAUCGCGCUACAGAUGCCUGUUCCGUACGCCUUGGAGCUCCGACGCGCCAACUUUGCAGGGAUUCUCUAUCAUGUCUGCCAGCGGGGCUUCCAGCCAACCACUGAAGAAGCCGAGCUCUGGUGCAAGCGGCUGAUGGACGAUUUCGGUCCGAACUGGACGUGCAUGGACCUCACGUGGACCAUGUUGGCCCUCUCUUCCGUCCAAGGCUACAAACCACAACCCAGCGUGCUACAGCGGCUCCGUGCGCAGUUGCUGAGACUACAAGGCUUUAAGGAGGGUGACGUCAGUCGUGUUAAGAUUGCCAUGAGGGCAUGGAACCUACGGCUGACAGACGCCGAGGUUAAGGCUCUGGGGGCUCGAUAGCCGGGCAUGCAGAAAGGACAAUCCUGCUGCGUGGAAGGUAGCAGCAAGUGGCGGGGUAGCUUCUAGGUAGCACCGGUAUGAUGAUGUCUAGGGCGCCUCGUGCAGGCACCUUGGGUUGUAAUCCCAUUUCCCUGCCAGUAGGACGCCUCAGGAACUGGACAGAGUGCAAGCUUUCUUUACGGCAAGAUGCAUGCGGGUGUUAGAUGGUGCACCCCUUUAGUAGUGCUAAGUAACCAUGGAUCUGCCUCCCGUCACAAAGACAGCUCGUCGUCCACAACCGAUGGGCAUAGACUAUACAGAGUACCCUAGUUGACAGCCGUUUUGCGGUGCCGUGUUAGACUGUUAAGAGACUCAGAGAGAGGUGUUCGAUCGCCUGGGCGCAUGGACUUACGAGUGGUAGUGUAUGUGGUGGUGUACAUACUCCGUGGCGUGUCGUGCAGGCUUAAGUGGCCAACCUGGAUGUGCUGUCAUGGAUGGAAUCCAUAGGCUUAUACAUACAUGCACUUGAUGAUGAAUGCAUGGGCAGGUACGGUGGUUCUCAUGGUGCAGUAUGCGGCAGGAGGACCCAUGGGUCGGCAGCAACCG
Astrephomene gubernaculifera is the source of this 2095-nucleotide messenger RNA. The record is from the annotation of a GenBank genome assembly. Lineage: Eukaryota; Viridiplantae; Chlorophyta; Chlorophyceae; Chlamydomonadales; Astrephomenaceae.